Molecule: messenger RNA, 1458 nt
Organism: Nylanderia fulva
Lineage: Eukaryota; Metazoa; Arthropoda; Insecta; Hymenoptera; Formicidae
Product: chitinase domain-containing protein 1
Biological process (GO): carbohydrate metabolic process
Cellular component (GO): endomembrane system
Molecular function (GO): oligosaccharide binding; chitin binding
Source: RefSeq, a predicted model, not a curated record
AGAGUUUCGCGUUGUCACUACGUGAGGCCUCCAACAUCAAUUCGGAGUCUGGCCGAGCCUCCUGCCGACCCUUUAAAGAACAAAAUAGAGAUGGAGAUGAUCAAGUCCAUAAUUCACCACAAAGUCAACUGACAGGAAAUUAUAUCAAGUCUCCUGUUGAUUCCAUGAAGUACUUCAUGGUCAAUUCAUAAUAAAUAUUCGGAAUACUUCAUGAUUUGAUAUUAUUAUAUAUGGCUAUAUAUAAAUAUAAUUAUAUACUAUGUGUGAACGCGAUUACUCUGAUUAUAAUAUUAUGUCUUGGAGAAUUAUGUUAUGGUACUCUGUCACCACGGUCACCACCUGAAAAAAAAAAUAAAGAAAAAAAGAAGGAUAACAAUAAUAAGUUAUAUCAGGGUCCUGUAAAUCAAAAUGUUUUUCAAAGAAACUUAGUAGUAGAAAAUCCUAAACAACAGGAUAUUCUUUAUGAAUCUGGUCGAUAUUUUCAAGAUACAAAGAAUAGAAGAUUUAAAAAUGAAGUUUUGGGAUAUUGUACUCCUUGGAAUGCAGAUGGAUUCAAAAUGUCCAAAACAUUUCAUGGCAAGUUCACAAUGAUAUCUCCAGUAUGGUUGUCUUUUCCUUUUGGCAAUACAUCAACUUAUAAAUUGGCCACUGACUCUGUACAAAUUAAUUGGAUAAAGGAAAUAAGGAAUAAUAAUAAUAUUAAUCAUAGCGUGAAACUUAUACCUAGAGUAUUAUUUGAACACUGGUCAAUCGAUGACAUUAUUAGAAUAUACAAUAAUGCAGAGAGUCGAACACAAUUAAUAGUAUCACUUUUGGAUGCUGCUCAGAUCUUCCAUUUUGAUGGAUAUGUUUUAGAAAUGUGGAAUCAGUUUGUAUUUGCAGGUGCAAAUAUGUCAGUUGUUACUUUUAUAGUUAGACUUAUUGCACAAAAGUUAAGGGAACAUAAUUUGAACAUUGUAUUAGCAAUACCACCAUUUAGAGGUGCACAAAUGGAAUUAUUUUCCAAACAACAGUUUGAUGAAUUAUCACCAUAUGUAAAUGCCUUUUCACUAAUGACUUAUGAUUAUUCGAGUAUUCAAAGGCCAGGCCCAAAUAGUCCUUUAAAUUGGGUUAGGAAAUGUGUUGAAGUAUUAGUUCCAAAAAAUGAUCCUAGACGAUCUCAAAUAUUAUUAGGUAUUAAUUUCUAUGGUUACAAUUAUACACCAGAGGGUGGUGGAGCAAUUCUUGCAUCUGAAUAUUUGGAUAUAUUAAAAUCAUUUAAAGGAAAGAUUCAAUGGGAUGAUAGCAGCAAGGAGCAUUUCUUUAAAUCAAAAUUGCCUGUAGGUAAUGGUUAUAUUUUCUAUCCUACAUUAUAUUCAAUUAAGAAACGCUUAGAUCUCGCUAAUGAAUUAGGUACAGGGAUCUCAAUUUGGGAAUUAGGCCAAGGAUUGAAUUAUUUUUAUGAUUUGCUAUAAUUUG